Molecule: messenger RNA, 849 nt
Organism: Mytilus trossulus (common blue mussel)
Lineage: Eukaryota; Metazoa; Mollusca; Bivalvia; Mytilida; Mytilidae
Product: KRAB-A domain-containing protein 2-like
Exons: 1
Coding region: 1-849 (282 amino acids)
Biological process (GO): DNA integration
Molecular function (GO): nucleic acid binding
Source: RefSeq, a predicted model, not a curated record
AUGUCUAUUGAGGAAAAAUUUCUUGAAUCUUUGAGGUCAAAAUUCGAAUCAGGGAAAACAAGGAGCAUAUACCCUAGAGUAAAGUACCAUGAUCUUUUAGCAAAGAUUAAACUUUUGGAAUCAUCAGAAAAGAAAUUGACAAAAGAUUACUACAAUUUAAGCAGGUAUGACAUUUUUAACAUUGGUGGUUUUGAGAGGUUGAUAACUAAAGUCAGCGAGAAUGAGGGAAAUUUCAAAAUUUAUGUCUUCCUAGAGGAACUCUAUGGUAUUUUGGAAAAGGCACAUAAAGAAACAGGUCAUGGCGGCAGAGAUCGCAUGAUAAAACAACUAAAUAAUGGAUAUGCUAACAUUUCACGUGAUGCAAUUGAAUUAUUUCUGUCACUUUGUGAAAAUUGCAAUAUGAAAAAAAAACAUAUAGGGAAAGGAGUGGUAGUGAAACCCAUUUUAUCUAAAGACUUUAACAGUAGAGGACAAGUUGAUUUGAUGGAUUUUCAAUCAAACCCAGAUGGAAACUAUAGAUUUAUUAUGGUAUUUCAAGACCCCAUUACAAAAUUUUGUAACAUUAAAGCCCUUACCUCAAAAUGUGCAUCAGAGGUGGCUUUUAAUCUAAUUGAUAUUUUUACACUUUUUGGUGCUCCCCAUAUACUGCAAAGUGACAAUGGUCGGGAAUUCACAGCUUUGGUCAUAUCCAAGUUAAAAUUAAUGUGGCCAGAACUUGUUAUCGUUCAUGGGAAACCGAGACAUCCCCAAUCACAGGGUGGCAUUGAACGAUCAAAUGGAGAUAUCCAUGACAUGCUGACUGCAUGGCUGAGGGACAAUGAAUCAACAAAAUGGACAAUUGGUAUUUAG